CGAACGCUCUUUCUCAACCCUCUCUCUUUUACACCGGCACUCUCUCUCACUAACCUGUACAGAGUAUGUAUGAAGUUUGAAUAUUCUCUCUCCUCGCUCUACAUCUCUCUACCUCUUCUAAAAACCCUAGCUUCCAAUAACGCGAUCUUUAUCAGGUUGUCUUAUGGUAUGUAGCAAUGACAGUCACUGGGAUGGCAAUGAAUCAGCCUGAGAAAAUUAAUAACCUCCCAGCUACUACCACUGCUAAGGUUCAGAAUUCGGCUCCAGGGUUCAAACGAUGGGGGAGGAAAUCACCAUUUAUUAGAUACGGGCUUCCUAUGAUUUCACUCACUGUGAUUGGGGCGCUUGGCCUCGGUCAUCUCCUGCAAGGGAGCAAGGAUAUUGAAAAGGUGAAAGAUGAUCAGGCAUGGGAGAUCAUUGAGACUAAAAAAGCACUGUCUAGAACAGGACCCGUGGAAGCUUAUAAGCCGAAAAAGAUUUCAUUAGAGGAGGAGCUAGAGGAUUUGCAAAAGAAGGUUGACAUAAACAAUUACGAGUAUAAGAAAGUUCCUAGGCCCGAUGAAGGCAAGUCAAGCUAAUAUCCAGGUUAAUAGGGUUUCGGAUUUUCAUUUAACUUCAUAAAUGUAAUAUUGUUUUUCAUCUCACAACUAUGACUCUACGAAGAGAAACGAAUUUCUGAUAUGGUUUGAGACGAGCAUCUGGCGUUUUGCUGCA
Cornus florida is the source of this 714-nucleotide messenger RNA. RefSeq lists its product as uncharacterized. The coding region runs from base 177 to 578 and encodes 133 amino acids. The record is from RefSeq and is a predicted model, not a curated record. Gene Ontology annotation, cellular component: mitochondrial membrane. Lineage: Eukaryota; Viridiplantae; Streptophyta; Magnoliopsida; Cornales; Cornaceae. The transcript has 4 exons.